Molecule: messenger RNA, 2760 nt
Organism: Ceraceosorus guamensis
Lineage: Eukaryota; Fungi; Basidiomycota; Exobasidiomycetes; Ceraceosorales; Ceraceosoraceae
Product: Arginase/deacetylase
Exons: 3
Coding region: 1-2760 (919 amino acids)
Cellular component (GO): nucleus
Molecular function (GO): histone deacetylase activity
Source: RefSeq, a predicted model, not a curated record
AUGGUGUUCUUGGUCAAGAUCCCAAACAGAGGGGCGGGAAGGGAUGGCAAUGCAGAGGCUCCCUCACAGCUGGCAUCGUCCUUCGCUCAGGAGGAGCGCCAGGGAUUGGCUGCAGACCAGGCCGCACUGUUACUGCCAGCUACAAGCUCCUCAGCUUCAACCGCGACGGCUGCUGACCAGGAAGGCGAUCGCGAUCAGCAGAACACGACAGACGAUGACUUGCUCCAGUCCCUCGGUAGCCUGCGCUUGGACGGCGCCACUACGCCUGCCAAAGCUCAUGAAUCGGCUUCCGCUUCCACCGCUUCCACCGCUCCCGCACGCCCCGCUGCUUCAUCAGCGGUAGCAGACCACGGGGCCGCAAGGCAAGCGCAUACAGGCAGCCCACGCAUCAACGUAUACCUUCCACCUGCGAUCGAAUCGCACCGCUAUGUGCGCAGCGAGGAUGUGUCCCUCAUCGUCGAGAGGCCGGAGAGGGUGAGGGCAGUAAAUUUGGGCAUCGCUGCUUUCUUGGCCAGAUGCGCGGCCGGCCAUGAUGCGAUCGGCGUUGAUCGUGACGCGGACGUGGCCGCACAGCGAAAUGCCGCUGAUUCGAGCCAUAAAGCCUCGAGCUCAGCAGGUCAUUCCGGUAAAACAGAUGCAGGAAUGGAGGACUUGUCCACUGCGCUCGCUUCGCUGGAUGUACGAGCGGAAGCGAAGGUCGAUCCGACUGACUCGACAGCAUCGCUCUCAGCUUCCUCUUCUACCUCUGUUGCCGCCAUCCGAGUGCACGUUACACGCAGCAAGAUUCUGCUCUCGCACCCUGCGUUUGCAGACAUACAUGGAGAGCCCGUCUUGGAGCUUGCGGAGCAAAGCGCUGCAACGGCGCAGGGCGGCAACGAUGCGCAGGCAGGAUCUGCGCCUGUCAAGGCGGAGGAGACAGAUGUGACAAUUUCCUCUAAAGAGGCCGCAACGGACAUUGUGGCGAAAUUCGCUGCGGCUGCACGGGGCGAGAGCGCAGUGCACGGAGAGCAAGUGGGAGAGGAGCACAAGGCGGGUGAUGAUUCCGCCGGGCACAAACUCACGGACCAGGCAGCGCCUUUGUACCCCAUCGCUUCUCAGCCGCGUAAACACGAGACUUAUGCGCACUAUCUGGACAGGCUCUGCUUGAUGGCGCCCGACCGACCACCUCAAUCACCACCCAGUGCAGCUCCGCACACGCCGAACAAGUUUCACGAGCACAGCAGCGCAGAUCAAGCAGCAAGUCCAAAGAGCGACUCGAGCGAGGAAUUGCGGGAGCGAGAAUCCGAGGUGCCGCUAGGAUGGCCUCAAGGGGAUUUGUACCUGUGUGGUCCAGCGAGAGGCGACAGUGAUGUCCAAGGCGUCGUGUACGACGGGGUCGACGGUGCGGACGGAGGUAGCAAAGCUGCGAUCGAAGCAUCUGUGGGAGCUAUCAAUCGAGCAAUAGAUGGCCUUUUUGCUGCACCGGGCGCAAGUCUGGCAGGCGCCGGAAGCGCCACUGCGGAAGCUUCUGCGUCGCGUGCGCCAGCUUUCGUGGUGGUCAGACCGCCCGGCCAUCACUGCGGAUCGGCUACGCCGAGCGGCUUCUGUUGGGUCAAUAACGUGCUUGUAGGGGCAUCGCUUGCGCAAAGAAAGUACGCGGUGGAUAGAAUCAUUGUGCUGGACAUUGACUUGCACCACGGCAACGGAACGCAAUCGAUUGCGUGGCGGCUGAAUGCCGAGGCGGCCAGAAGGGCUGGAGAGCGUAAGGCUCGCAUAGCUGGGCUGCGGUCUCUACGAGGCAAGCCAAAAGGCGGGCGGCGCUCCGGCGCGGGCGGUGCUCAAGACUCUGCUGCUUCGGAUGCGAACGCAAAGGAAGAGGAGCGCUUAACCAAGGAGCGGGACCUGCAGGUGUUCUACGGGUCUUUGCACGAUAUCGAGAGCUACCCCUGCGAAGACGGAGACGCGGAACUGGUCAGGGAUGCCAGCACGUGCAUAGAGGGUGCUCAUGGACAGUGGAUAUGGAAUGUCCAUCUGGAGCAGCACACAACGGAGCGCGAAUUCGAGGAACUAUAUCGGCAAAAGUACUCUGUGCUUCUCAACAAAGCGCGUCACUUUGCGCGCCGAACCGAUUCGCAAUCGGAUCGGACGCUCGUCAUAGUCUCGUGCGGAAUGGAUGCCUGCUCUCAUGAGCAUCCUGGAAUGCAGCGUCAUGGCAAAUCUGUACCGCCCGAAUUCUACCGACGCUUUGCUGACGAUGCAAAAACCUUGGCUAGGGAUAUCGCCGGUGGAAGGCUUUUGAGCGUCUUGGAGGGCGGAUACUCGGACAGGGCAUUGGUCAGCGCUACAUUGGCCCAUCUCUGCGGCUUGGCGGGCGUAGCGGGCGCGUCGGAAUCCGAGGAGGGCCAAAAGAAGAAAGCGCCCAAUGAGCCUUUACGCAACUGGUGGGACUUGGAGCACCUGGUAGCGCUAGAGAAGCUCGCUAAGAAAGCGGCUGCGCCUGCGACGCAGACGUCCUCGAGGGGAGGAGAAUCGAGCAGACAGGCUGCGUGGCUGCAAGCUACGACCAGGCACUUUGCUACGCUGGAAGAGGCAUGCGGGAGGGUCCGACCGACGCGUGGCAAUGAGAUGGCCUCGGCCCACUCUACGCCCAAGCAUGGGGCCUCGCACACCGAAUCGCCGAGGGAGUUGAGAGCAGGUGCAAGAGCUAGGCAAUUGGCUUCUGGUGGCGAACAAGCUGCUCAGAGCCCGUCGAACAGAGACAUGAAGCGAGAAGAGGCAUGA